Molecule: messenger RNA, 1670 nt
Organism: Drosophila novamexicana
Lineage: Eukaryota; Metazoa; Arthropoda; Insecta; Diptera; Drosophilidae
Product: protein Optix
Exons: 5
Coding region: 1-1422 (473 amino acids)
Biological process (GO): regulation of transcription by RNA polymerase II
Cellular component (GO): nucleus; transcription regulator complex
Molecular function (GO): RNA polymerase II cis-regulatory region sequence-specific DNA binding; DNA-binding transcription factor activity, RNA polymerase II-specific
Source: RefSeq, a predicted model, not a curated record
AUGGCCGUUGGACCGACGGAGGGCAAACAGCCGCCCUCAGAGACAUUCUCGCCCACACACCAUCAGAUUAUAGCACCCAGUCCGAUAUUGGCGGUGCCGACGCUCGCCUUCUCCGCCGCCCAGGUGGAGAUCGUAUGCAAGACAUUGGAAGAUUCGGGCGAUAUCGAGCGUCUGGCACGUUUCCUAUGGAGUUUGCCGGUGGCAUUGCCCAACAUGCACGAGAUACUCAACUGCGAGGCGGUGCUCCGGGCCCGGGCAGUUGUCGCCUAUCAUGUCGGUAACUUCAGGGAACUAUAUGCAAUAAUAGAGAAUCAUAAAUUUACGAAGGCGUCCUAUGGCAAGCUGCAGGCCAUGUGGCUGGAGGCGCACUACAUUGAGGCCGAGAAGCUGCGCGGCCGCUCCCUGGGUCCCGUUGACAAAUAUCGCGUACGCAAAAAGUUUCCGCUGCCGCCGACCAUUUGGGAUGGUGAGCAGAAGACGCACUGUUUCAAGGAGCGCACGAGAAGUUUGCUGCGCGAAUGGUACCUACAGGAUCCCUAUCCGAAUCCAACCAAGAAACGCGAACUGGCCAAGGCCACCGGCCUGAAUCCCACGCAAGUGGGCAAUUGGUUCAAGAAUCGCCGUCAACGCGAUCGUGCCGCUGCUGCCAAGAAUCGCAUUCAGCACAACCAGAACAACUCGGGCAUGGGCUGCCGCAGCCGUCGGGCGGAUGGCGCCGCCUCGCCCACACCCUCGGACAGCUCCGAUUCGGAUAUAUCGCUGGGCACGCACUCGCCGGUGCCGAGCAGCCUGCAGCUGCAGCACAGUCCGGGCAGCAUGUCGAACGGCGCCAACGAGGAGAGCCUCAGCGUGGACGAUGACAAGCCGCGGGACUUGAGCAGCGCCCUGCCCUCGCCCACCCCGCCGCAGCUGCCGUCGGCCUAUGCAGCUGCAGCUGGAGCAGGAACUGGCGGCGCUGGCGGGCUGCCGGCGGGCUGUUUGCCGCCUUUCAAGCUGGAUGCGGCCAGCAGCCUGUUCAAUGCUGGCUGCUACCUGCAAAGCUUUAGCAACCUGAAGGAGAUGUCCCAACAGUUCCCCAUACAGCCGAUUGUCAUCAGGCCGCAUCCGCAGCUGCCGCAGCCGCUGGCGCUGAACGGCAGCGCAGCCGGCGCGCCGCAUCUGCAUCAUCCGGCCUAUGCGGCCGCCUACAGUGUCGAGUGCGGCGUGGUGGCGCCUCCGCCGCCGCCGCCCAAGCUGCGCAUCAAUUCGCCGGAGAAGCUCAACUCGACGGCGGUGGCAGCCGCGGCGGCGAUCAGCAGCAGCGGCAACAAUACGACCACGACCACGACGACAACGGGCUAUCAUCACAGCGCCCAGCUGCUGCUGCACAGGCCGUUCUCCACGUCGCCCGAGCUGAAGCAUAGCGCGCCCGAGAUUACAUGAUAUCAGAGGGUUUGAGGCGUCGGCCUUGCCCCGAGGGUUUCUCAGCACAGUCCCUGCCCCUGGCCCAGCUCCUGCUCCGAACGCUCCCACUUGCACUAAGGCCCAGCUAAUCGAAUUGUUUCAAUUUUUAGUUUAAGUCAAAACGCGUCGUUUAAGCCACAACUUCGGGCAGCUCGAGCGCCCGAAAGCAAUAACAGCCGCAACGAUCGCAGCCAACUUCAUGUCAGAUCCUGCAUCCUGUCACGGCC